Paramuricea clavata is the source of this 9730-nucleotide messenger RNA. The record is from the annotation of a GenBank genome assembly. Lineage: Eukaryota; Metazoa; Cnidaria; Anthozoa; Malacalcyonacea; Plexauridae.
CUGUUCCGGUCAUAAAACAACAUCUCUGCCGUUCCCUACGGAGCUGGCCAAACGAAUUGGCAAUGAUAAAAGUUUUGAAACUAUUUUAAUAGAAACGGCCAAAGGUUUGAACACAUUUAAGUUUUAAUAAAUUUCUUUGUGUGUUCUUCAUUUGCUAGAUAGACUUAUUGCAAGACUUUAAAAAACUCAAUUUAUAGUCAUGCUAAUAAAGUUCUUAUUUUCAUUACCAUGUCAGUGCGCAGUGUAAUGCAUCAAAACUUUGUAUAUAGGCCUAUCUAUCAGCCCUAAUGCAUGCAUAUAAGUAAAUCAUGCAUGGUUCAUGUUUUACAUAACUUGUAGAUUUAUAAUAAGGUGAUUGGUAAAUAAUAGCUCUAAUAAUAGCAAAUAAUAACGAAGUAACGGCCAGAACGUACGUGGCUAUAUGUGAAACUGUCCACCUUGUCUUUGCAAGCAAGCUCCAAUUGUGAAACUUUCUUGUGUAUUUCUGCUUAUCCUCUCACUUGGGUGAAUCAGGUUUGAAUGUCCAAACAACGUGAAAUGCGCAAACUAGAUUAGUUUGAGCAUUGCUGGCGAAGAUCUGUCGAUUUUGUGAGAUGAACAAUGAAUGACGUUAAUUCGAAUUGGUGAAUUCGAAUCUUUUUAGCCAGGUGAUCAAGAAAUAAACUUGUCCCUAAAUUCUAACCCAUGCAAUCCCAUAUGAAAAUGUGACCUAAUGUCUGCCGUUUCGUAAUACAGACAUGCACAAUCACAAGCAAUGAACAUCAACAUAUUACCGUUCAUGCCGAGCAGUCUAAUUCUGUAAUUAUUUUGUUAAUAUAGCUGUUGACCAAUACAAGGUCAAGGAUUUAAGAAUUGGAACAAUAUGUCGCCACAGCACGAUGGAUGAAGAAUUAUUUCUCAACCAAUGUACCUCAACCAAUGUAAACAAACAAAAAGAUGCUGCCAUUCUGCGGGAGCAAUACGAACUAGGUAAGGUCAUAGUCAAUAUAAUAAACAAGGUUAUAGCCAGGUAUUCGAUGGAAAUACAAAAGAUCACAUCUAUAUAUAUGCAUGUUACUUUAUAUCCUCACAUGCGUAUUUUUUUUAAAUUACAAUGUUUUUAAUGGACCUAUUCCUGAUGAACAAAAUUUUGAUCUCAACAAGUCUAGACAAACAUUUCACUACAGCUUGAAAGAGCAUCAAAAUGAGUAAUAUUCCAAAGUUUCAUUGCAAAAUGUUGUAAAAUGCGGAUAAUAUAGCCUUGCGAAGUUUGACGUUUUCAGUCAUUUUGUAUUACGCACAGGAACAUAUCCAUUACACAUUGACAUUAUGUUUUAACUGGAACAAUAAUUCAAGACAAAAACAUGUGUUAUCAAAAAUACAAAAAUUUAUUAUCAAAAUUUUUGAAUGUUGAUUGUUGUUAACUUUCCUUCAUUUGUGCAGUUUAUUAGUUCAUAUGCUGUAAGCAGAGUUCCUCUGCUUCCGCCAUGACCACCGAGUAUACAGGGUGUCCAAAAAAAAAGUGACACUAUAGAAAUUAUCCUAUUGUUAUAAUUUCAAUGCCCUAGCACUAAGUUGAUCUCACAGGUGCAUAAACUUCUGCUUCUGGAAUUUAAAAUAAAAAAGCAAACUGUUUAAUAGUGUAAUCGUUUUGCUUGACUCGGGCGUUAAAAUAUUUGGACGAAGUGAAAACGUUGUAAAAUGCAAAUACAAGUUCAUUAAAGUGGCCCUGGGUUUGACAAUUUUUUUGAAAGCAGUUGACCAUCUUUUCAUCAUCUUCUUUUGGCUUCUUUUCAUCAUCUUCUUUUUCAACAAGUAAGUACUUAUGAAAGUUACAUUUUUAUCUGCGGUGUUCAACGGCUUGUGUACACGCUAAUAUUUUUGUUAAAACCAGUUAAACCAAUUUUUUAAAAACUUUAUUUAUCUUUUUACCUUUAAAUACCCUCAUUUGGACAUAAUUUCCUAAUAAGAAACAUGUAUCUGGAAUUUGAUUGGCUACUCCGACUAUCAACAAUUCUUGAAUUUACUCCCGCGCCUUUCUGCGUCAGCAAUUUUUUUUGCUCUGCAGUGAUUUCAUCUUUCACUUCGACAGGUUUUUGUUAUGACUGAAGAAAUGUCUGAAAAUGGCUACAAACAUGAGUAAGUUUUACAAUAUAACUUUUAUUUUAUAUGCGGAUUAUAAAUGAAUAUUUAAAUACCUGGCAUUAGCAUCGGGCACAUUUAUCUUUUUUUUCUUUUUCAGCUGGUUAGGUUUUCCUAGUCCUCAAUUUAACUCGCCAGAAAGCAAUCCAGAAAGCAGCUUGAUGUCACCAUGUGUAUACUGAAAAGGUAACAUAUCCCGCAAUCCCUGUUUUCUGGUAUCAGAUAAAAAGCUUGUAUAUAUUUUGAAAUGUUUAUUAACGCUGUCUGCCUUCUAUACAGAAUAUACCAAGCUCAAAGUAAAAGGGGAAAACUAUUAACUCGCCAAGGCAAAAUAAAAGACCAACACUGGCGGCAGGUCAGCCAUUCUAUAUAACAUUAAUUUGCCGGUUUAGUUUCCAAAAAAUAAACUCAUUCAUAUAUAGUAUGUUAUAGUUUAUAUUCAUGCAGGUUGGGGAAGCCAGCAGAGCCAAACGAGGAUGACAUUAAAGACAACAAGUGCGACGCAAAAUAGGAAAUUAACACUUGCAGCAGGUCAGCCAUUCAAACUUUAAUAUGCCGGUGUAGUUUCCAAAUAACAAACUUGUUCAUAUAUAGUUUUGUUAUUGUUUGAACUCUGAUCGGGGAAGCCAGCAGAGCCAAUCGAGGAUGACAUUGAAGACACCAAGUCCGACGCAAAACAGGAAAUCACUUGCAGCAGGUCAGCCAUUCAAACUUUAAUUUGGUGGUGUAGUUUCCAAAUAACAAACUCGUUCAUAUAUUGUUUUGUUAUCAUUUGUAUUCAGGUCGGGGAAGCCAGCAGAGCCAACAAAGUCAAAGAGGUAGACCGCUAGGUCAGGCAGUCAACUUUUAUUUGCCAGUACAGUUUCAAAAACCAACUUAACUGGUUGAGCUCUAAUUCUGAACUUCUGAGUUGUGUACUGACCUUUCAAAAAUGUAAAUGACUGAUUAAUGUUGAUUCAUGUCUAAUUAUAAAAAUAAGAACAGUGAAAAUCCGGCUUAAAAUUGUUCUCUAAAUUUUUAUUGGCUCAGGAAAAGACAGAACAAAAAUGUGCUUGCAACAACAUCCAGAUGAAAAGCAUUAUUUUUGUUUCUGACAACUCACAAAUUAUUUAAUUUCAACUUCUCACAUAGGAUUCGAAACUGAAGGAAGACAAAGGCAUGGGCCCCUACAAAGUCCUACAAGAUCAGGCCAUAUAAGCAACAAGGUAGAAAUCUUAAACAACAUGUCUAUACUGAACGGUACAAUAAUCAGUAUAUUAUGUAAUAUAUAUGUAAUUAUUGGUAUUGUUUUGCAUCCACGUUUUGUCGUUAUCAGAAAAUGUAUGGUUUGUCACUAUUUUUCACUUGCAUUAUUUCAAUAUAGUUUGUAAAUCUCAGAAGCGAAGGGUAGAACUUGCCAAUAGGCAAUAAUCCAAUAAUAUACGUUUCAAAAAAGACAAGAAAGCUUUUAGUUUUGCAGAGUUACAUUCUCAAAUGUUUAAGGCAUGCACUAAUAAAAUCAAAGUAUCAUGAAAUUAUUUGAAUAAACCACACCACAAUGCCACAUAUAUAAUGCCAUUUUCUUUGCGGAAGUGAAGAAUCAAGAUUACAUCACUGACACGGAAAGUUGACGAUUCAACGGACAAUAGUCAAUACGCUUCCCAACACAUUCCAUAGAUUUUUUACUAAUCCUAUAGUUUAUUGUUAGCAAGUGAUUACUGUGGCGGCUAUUGUUAACAUUCGUAUUGAUAAAAUUUGCAAGCGAUUGUUUUUAUAAUACGUUAUGUGAAUGUAAACUGCCAGAAGAAUACGACAACAUGAUUUUAUGCGAUCUCUGUGAUGGUUCCACUUUAGAUGUGUAGAAUAUCACACUAGUCUAAGUACCUCAAAUGUGUGCUUAUGCAGACUGUGCACACCACCAGCUGCUAAGAAGCCUAAAAUGUGUAAGUAAUUUUGUCUCCUUGUAAUAAAUAAAUAAAUCACACAAUAAAUCUUUUCAACUUGCAAUUGUUUUGUUUUUAGAUCAUAAAUUCAAAAUUUAUAUGGGGGGGGCGAAAUUCCUAAAGGGGGGCGAUAUUCCUAGGAGAGAUUCGCCCGGGGGGGGGGGCGAAUAUCCUAGGAAUAUCGCCCCCCUUUUGAGAGGGGGGGGCCAAUGUCCUGUGACACCGGCACUUUGUACCUACCAAAACCUGAUAAAAACUUGUACUAUUGUUUUCACAGUCAGUGAACACAAGAAUAUUUGCAUAGCGGGACUAAAUCGUCAGACUGGAUACGCUACUGAAUAUUAAACGUUUCCAACAUUGUUGGGUCAACAUCAUCCAACAUUGUUGAAAUGAUGGCCCAAACGGCUUCCUUUUCAAAUAUUUUUGUCGCUGACUAGGUUUAGAGUUUGAGUAAAGCUUAUCUAACCAAAAAGAUUUGAAAGAGAAGCAGUCUUAUCUAUUAUAGUAAGAUUGUUGGAUGAUGUUGGUCCAACAAUGUUGGAUCCGUUUAAACAGGCCUUAAUACAAAUAAAACAAAUUGUUAGGUAAUUUCAGUUCAGUCUUCAAAAUCAAUUUAUUCGCCUUUACAUUCUAAGAUUUUUUCUCAAAUUAAAUGGUAACUUAUGAAACUUAGAGCUUUGUUGAAAAGGAAAGCAGUUCAUGUUUUUAGGCAAAAAGGUAACGCAACAAAAUUCAUAAACAUUAAAUAUUCAAAGAAAACUUGCCGUAUAUUUCACCUAUUUCCCAUAGUAAAUCAAUUCUUCUCAUUUCUUCAAACAAAAUUGCUUCAAGUUUGUUGUGAAUGAAACGAUUUUCCAAAUAUAUGUCUUUUAAAAUUGAAAUUUUGCUUAUCCCACUCCUACACACAAUCAACCAUAUUUUUGAGAUCAGUGAGGAUGACCACCCACUCAAGAUCAUUGGUCGUGCCUGCGACUAUUGAUGAACUUUAGACUUCACUAAUGCUUUUGUUUCCCCGGGUGUAAAUAGCCGGGGGAAUUAGUACCCUCACACGGCGUCGGGAUUAAACAGUCCGUAAUUUCACCUUGCUUUGUCACAAAAGUAAGAUGUCUUAGAACCAGGGUGUCCACAGGCCUUGAAAAUCCUGAAAAGUCCUUGAAUUGGAAAAAAAGUCCUUGAAAAUCAGGAUAGAAGUCCUUGACUGGAGUUAUUUUCCUUCCCAUCGUUUUCACGUAUACGCGUUAUGACCUGGAUUGUUGCAAGUUAAAAAAAAAUACACAUGCAUCUAUAUAUUAACAAAAUAAUACAUGCACGUAUCCAUGCAGAUCUACAUGUUAGCAAAAAUAAAAAAAAAUCCGGAUGACCCGUGAACAUGCAGGGUUGCAAAAUCCGCUCAGGUCUUUAGUGACUCUACUCGAUCAAUCCCUACUACGCUAGGAAGAGUUUAGAACUUUGGUAGACCAGUCGAGAAAAUUAAUGUGAUGACCUAAUAUUUUUAAUUUUUGUUUCUAGCUGUUCCGGUCAUAAAACAACAUCUCUGCCGUUCCCUACGGAGCUGGCCAAACAAAUUGGCGAUGACAAAAGUUUUGAAACUAUUUUAAUAGAAACGGCCAAAGGUUUGAACACAUUUAAGUUUUAAUAAAUUUCUUUGUGUGUUCUUCAUUUGCUAGAUAGACUUAUUGCAAGACUUUAAAAAACUCAAUUUAUAGUCAUGCUAAUAAAGUUCUUAUUUUCAUUACCAUGUCAGUGCGCAGUGUAAUGCAUCAAAACUUUGUAUAUAGGCCUAUCUAUCAGCCCUAAUGCAUGCAUAUAAGUAAAUCAUGCAUGGUUCAUGUUUUACAUAACUUGUAGAUUUAUAAUAAGGUGAUUGGUAAAUAAUAGCUCUAAUAAUAGCAAAUAAUAACGAAGUAACGGCCAGAACGUACGUGGCUAUAUGUGAAACUGUCCACCUUGUCUUUGCAAGCAAGCUCCAAUUGUGAAACUUUCUUGUGUAUUUCUGCUUAUCCUCUCACUUGGGUGAAUCAGGUUUGAAUGUCCAAACAACGUGAAAUGCGCAAACUAGAUUAGUUUGAGCAUUGCUGGCGAAGAUCUGUCGAUUUUGUGAGAUGAACAAUGAAUGACGUUAAUUCGAAUUGGUGAAUUCGAAUCUUUUUAUGCCAGGUGAUCAAGAAAUAAACUUGUCCCUAAAUUCUAACCCAUGCAAUCCCAUAUGAAAAUGUGACCUAAUGUCUGCCGUUUCGUAAUACAGACAUGCACAAUCACAAGCAAUGAACAUAAACAUAUUACCGUUCAUGCCAAGCAGUCCAAUUCUGUAAUUAUUUUGUUAAUAUAGCUGUUGACCAAUACAAGGUCAAGGAUUUAAGAAUUGGAACAAUAUGUCGCCACAGCACGAUGGAUGAAGAAUUAUUUCUCAACCAAUGUACCUCAACCAAUGUAAACAAACAAAAAGAUGCUGCCAUUCUGCGGGAGCAAUACGAACUAGGUAAGGUCAUAGUCAAUAUAAUAAACAAGGUUAUAGCCAGGUAUUUGAUGGAAAUACAAAAGAUCACAUCUAUAUAUAUGCAUGUUACUUUAUAUCCUCACAUGCGUAUUUUUUUUGAACAAAAUUUUGAUCUCAACAAGUCUAGACAAACAUUUCCUGAUGAACAAAAUUUUGAUCUCAACAAGUCUAGACAAACAUUUCACUACAGCUUGAAAGAGCAUCAAAAUGAGUAAUAUUCCAAAGUUUCAUUGCAUAAUGUUGUAAAAUGCGGAUAAUAUAGCCUUGCGAAUUUUGCCAUUUUCAGUCAUUUUGUAUUACGCACAGGAAUAUAUCCAUUACACAUUGACAUUAUGUUUUAACUGGAACAAUAAUUCAAGACAAAAACAUGUGUUAUCAAAAAUACAAAAAUUUAUUAUCAAAAUUUUUGAAUGUUGAUUGUUGUUAACUUUCCUUCAUUUGUGCAGUUUAUUAGUUCAUAUAGUUGCAACAAAUAUGCUGUAAGCAGAGUUCCUCUGCUUCCGCCGUGACCACCGAGUAUACAGGGUGUCCAAAAAAAAAGUGACACUAUAGAAAUUAUCCUAUUGUUAUAAUUUCAAUGUCCUAGCACUAAGUUGAUCCCACAGGUGCAUAAACUUCUGCUUCUGGAAUUUAAAAUAAAAAAGCAAACUGUUUAAUAGUGUAAUCGUUUUGCUUGACUCGGGCGUUAAAAUAUUUGGACAAAGCGAAAACGUUGUAAAAUGCAAAUACAAGUUCAUUAAAAUGGCCCUGGGUUUGAUAAUUUUUUUGAAAGCAGUUGACCAUCUUUUCAUCAUCUUCUUUUGGCUUCUUUUCAUCAUCUUCUUUUUCAACAAGUAAGUACUUAUGAAAGUUACGUUUUUAUCCGCGGUGUUCAACGGCUUGUGUACACGCUAAUAUUUUUGUUAAAACCAGUUAAACCAAUUUAAAAAAAACUUUAUUUAUCUUUUUACCUUUAAAUACCCUCAUUUGGACAUAAUUUCCUAAUAAGAAACAUGUAUCUGGAAUUUGAUUGGCUACUCCGACUAUCAACAAUUCUUGAAUUUACUCCCGCGCCUUCCUGCGUCAGCAAUUUUUUUUGCUCUGCAGUGAUUUCAUUUUUCACUUUGACAGGUUUUUGUUAUGACUGAAGAAAUGUCUGAAAAUGGCUACAAACAUGAGUAAGUUUUACAAUAUAACUUUUAUUUUAUAUGCGGAUUAUAAAUGAAUAUUUAAAUACCUGGCAUUAGCAUCGGGCACAUUUAUCUUUUUUUGCUUUUUCAGCUGGUUAGGUUUUCCUAGUCCUCAAUUUAACUCGCCAGAAAGCAAUCCAGAAAGCAGCUUGAUGUCACCAUGUGUAUACUGAAAAGGUAACAUAUCCCGCAAUCCCUGUUUUCUGGUAUCAGAUAAAAAGCUUGUAUAUAUUUUGAAAUGUUUAUUAACGCUGUCUGCCUUCUAUACAGAAUAUACCAAGCUCAAAUUAAAAGGGGAAAACUAUCAACUCGCCAACGCAAAAUAAAAGACCAACACUGGCGGCAGGUCAGCCAUUCUAUAUAACAUUAAUUUGCCGGUUUAGUUUCAAAAAAAUAAACUCAUUCAUAUAUAGUAUGUUAUAGUUUAUAUUCAUGCAGGUUGGGGAAGCCAGCAGAGCCAAACGAGGAUAACAUUGAAGACAACAAGUCCGACGCAAAAUAGGAAACUAACACUUGCAGCAGGUCAGCCAUUCAAACUUUAAUAUGCCGGUGUAGUUUCCAAAUAACAAACUUGUUCAUAUAUAGUUUUGUUAUUGUUUGAACUCUGAUCGGGGAAGCCAGCAGAGCCAAUCGAGGAUGACAUUGAAGACACCAAGUCCGACGCAAAACAGGAAAUCACUUGCAGCAGGUCAGCCAUUCAAACUUUAAUUUGGCGGUGUAGUUUCCAAAUAACAAACUCGUUCAUAUAUUGUUUUGUUAUCAUUUGUAUUCAGGUUGGGGAAGCCAGCAGAGCCAACAAAGUCAAAGAGGUAGACCGCUAGGUCAGGCAGUCAACUUUUAUUUGCCAGUACAGUUUCAAAAACCAACUUAACUGGUCAAGCUCUAAUUCUGAACUUCUGAGUUGUGUACUGACCUUUCAAAAAUGUAAAUGACUGAUUAAUGUUGAUUAAUGUCUAAUUAUAAAAAUAAGAACAGUGAAAAUCCGGCUUAAAAUUGUUCUCUAAAUUUUUAUUGGCUCAGGAAAAGACAGAACAAAAAUGUGCUUGCAACAACAUCCAGAUGAAAAGCAUUAUUUUUGUUUCUGACAACUCACAAAUUAUUUAAUUUCAACUUCUCACAUAGGAUUCGAAACUGAAGGAAGACAAAGGCAUGGGCCCCUACAAAGUCCUACAAGAUCAGGCGAUAUAAGCAACAAGGUAGAAAUCUUAAACAACAUGUCUAUACUGAACGGUACAGUAAUCAGUAUAUUAAUAUACUAAGGGGCUGUUCAUAUGAGCCCGGUUAACCGGGCUGGCCCGCUUUGCCGGGCUGGCCCACUUUGCUUUCACAUGAGACGGGCUAGCCCGGCAAUCAUAUCUAUUCAUAGUAACGAUUUCCCGUGAUAUUUUAGCGGGAAAGUAAAAGUCGUUUUUGUUCAGUACAUUUGUAUUUUUGUCGAUGCCAACAGCUUCGGGAGGUUUAAUUUUGAUAAUUUCCUAUAUUUUUGAACUUUUUAGACUGUUUAUAAGUGAAAUAAAGCAUGCAAAUUUGCAGUCCGGCUUUCCGGGCUAGCGCAGUUGUGCAUUCAUAUGAGCCUGGUAAGCCGGGAUCUCGCCUCGCUGAAGCGAGAUCCCGGCAAACCAGGCUGGCCCGCUUCUCAUAUGAACCGAAUCUUAAAUUAAUAUAAAAACAAUAUGUGAGGCGGGAUCUCAGCACUCGAAAACCAUCCCGGUUAACCGGGCUAGCCCGGCAGUGCCGGGCUCAUAAGAACAGGCCCUUAAUAUUAUUAUCAGGCUAUAAAACGGUUAAGGUUUUGUCCCCAAUAUUCCUAACUUGCUGUUAAACCUACAAAAUGAUGUCUGAGUGAAUAAUCAUACCGGUACAAGCAAGGGUGGGAUGAGCUCAAAGUUGUUAAGCGUGCAAGCAAACUAAUGGAUUAAUUUCUUGUUUUCUUAGAUUUGCUGAGUGAGCUGAACAAACUGAAAGACGAUGUUGGUUCAUUGAAAAGGAGCAUAAAGGAUAUUGCGAGCAGUCAGUUGUAG